AUGGCCGAGCAGCGAGGCCGGGAGCCCGAGGCCGAGUGCCCCGUCUGCUGGAACGCCUUCAACAACACCUUCCACACCCCCAAAGUGCUGGCUUGCUACCACUCCUUCUGCGUGGAAUGCCUGGCCCACCUCAGCCUGGUGACUCCGGCGCGGCGGCGCCUGCUGUGCCCACUCUGCCGCCAGCCCACGGUGCUGGCCUCGGGGCAGCCCGUCACCGACCUCCCCACCGACACGGCCAUGCUCACCCUGCUCCGCCUGGAGCCCCACCACGUCAUCCUGGAAGGCCGCCAGCUCUGCCUCAAGGACCAGCCCAAGAGCCGCUACUUCCUGCGCCAGCCCCGGGUCUACACCCUGGACCUUGGCCCCGAGCCUCCCAACCCCGCCCGGCCCCCGCAGGACACGGCGCCUGCCACCGUGGUGGCAUCCAUCCCGAGUCACUACUCCCUGCGGGAGUGCGUCCGCAACCCCCAGUUCCGCAUCUUUGCCUACCUGUUGGCCGUCAUCCUCAGUGUCUUGCUCCUGCUCAUCUUCUCCAUCUUCUGGACCAAGCAGUUCCUCUGGGGCAUGGGGUGAACACACUGCACCCCAGCAGGGAACCAAGCCCUCCUCGGUUGCUGCUCAGAGACUCACCCUUGGGGCUGGGCAGACGGUAGUAGUGUUCACGUUACAGCCCAGAGAUCACCUGGACCAGGCGUCUGCUCCUGGGAAGAGUGAGCAUCCCAAGAGCCCCUGAAAGCCAAAAGGCUGGCAGAGGCUGCAGAAGGGCCUCUGGGCACAGACCAUGGGGUCAGGGAAGGGCAGAGAAGCUACCACGGAGCUACACAGCGGGCUGUGCCACAGGACUGGACAAUGGGUCCACGGCCUGCCCAGCCCAGCCCUAGUUGCUUUUCUCCCUGGAGCUGCCUUGACCUCUGUUCACAAUGGUGGGCUCGGUUUUUAUUACACUUUGAUGAUUGUAGGACGUGAGUUUGUCCUUCUGUGGGCAAGUAUG
Echinops telfairi (small Madagascar hedgehog) is the source of this 991-nucleotide messenger RNA. RefSeq names its product ring finger protein 183 (gene RNF183). The transcript has a single exon. The record is from RefSeq and is a predicted model, not a curated record. NCBI's taxonomy places the organism in Eukaryota, Metazoa, Chordata, Mammalia, Afrosoricida, Tenrecidae. Gene Ontology annotation, molecular function: ubiquitin protein ligase activity. The coding region runs from base 1 to 573 and encodes 190 amino acids. Gene Ontology annotation, biological process: protein ubiquitination.